AUGUCCUCCCACACCUCUUCCUCGUUCACCGCCAGCAGCGAGCUCGACAGCACGCCCAUCCGUCCGGACGAGCGUCUGAUCGGAUCCAUGCCACACCCGACUGGCGUGGCGUCGACGUCCGGCAUCCCGCUCCAUCGACGCCGACGCGACGCCCUCGAACGCCAGCUCCACCAAGCUCGUGAGGCUCUCGCCCAGUCCCGCGAGGCUCUCGACCAAGCUGAACGAGCGAGCAACGACCGCGAACAGGCUGCCGAAGCUGCCACAGCCGAAGCGGAACAGCUCCGCGAAGCUCUCGCCCAAGCCGAACGAGCAGCCGGAGAGCGCAAGCAGGCUGCCACAGCCGAAGCCGAACAGCUCCGCAAGGAGCUCAACAACACGCGUUCUCGGAUGGUGGAAUCGCAGCGCGAGAGCUCGGACCGUCUUCGGGCAGCGGCGGCCCUGGCCGACACUCGUGUCCAGCGCGCUAGCAUCCAGCAGCAGAAUACGGAACGACACCAGGCAGCUGUGGCCGAAUCUCGAGCGACGGUGGCCCAGCUCCAACGAGCCUGCGCACUGCACAAACAAGAUGCCGAGGAACGUGAGGGCCGCCUGCGCCAGGAGCUCGCCGAGGCACAGGAGGCCGUCCGAGUCGCUCAAGCCGAGGCUGCUCAGCUCCGUGCUGAGGUCGACAACCUCCGUCGUGAGGGUUCCUUUCGCAGCUCCAACAGCACCCUCUGA
This is a messenger RNA of Pseudozyma flocculosa PF-1, 717 nucleotides long. RefSeq lists its product as uncharacterized. The coding region runs from base 1 to 717 and encodes 238 amino acids. The transcript is spliced from 2 exons. The record is from RefSeq and is a predicted model, not a curated record. NCBI's taxonomy places the organism in Eukaryota, Fungi, Basidiomycota, Ustilaginomycetes, Ustilaginales, Ustilaginaceae.